AUGAACUUGGACGCAGAGAACCGCGUCGUGCUGAACGUGGGCGGCAUCCGGCACGAAACAUACAAGGCGACCCUCAAGAAGAUCCCGGCAACGCGGCUCUCCAGGCUGACCGAGGCGCUGGCCAACUACGACCCCGUCCUGAACGAGUACUUCUUCGACCGGCACCCGGGGGUCUUCGGGCAGAUCCUCAACUACUACCGGACGGGCAAGCUCCACUACCCCACCGACGUCUGCGGCCCGCUCUUCGAAGAGGAGCUGGAGUUCUGGGGACUCGAUUCCAACCAGGUGGAACCUUGCUGUUGGAUGACGUACACGCAGCAUCGUGAUACGCAGGAGACGCUGGCUGUGCUUGACCGCUUGGACUUGGACACGGACAAGCCGAGCGACGAGGAAAUCGCCCGCAAGUUUGGCAUGGAGGAGGACUACCGGGAAGGGACGAUGUCCUGCUGGCAGAGGGUCAAGCCCAAAAUAUGGUCCCUCUUCGACGAGCCCUACUCGUCACUCGGCGCCAAGAUCAUCGGUGUGAUGUCAGUGUUCUUUAUUUGUGUUUCGAUCCUCUCAUUCUGUCUCAAGACGCACCCGAACAUGCGGGUGCCCGUCAUCCGGAACGUGACGGUGAAAGACACCACGACGGACACGUGGGCCUGGACUCUAGACAAGGCACAGACCAAUCCUCAUGACGCCUUCUUCUUCAUCGAGUGUGCCUGCAACGCCUGGUUCACGUUCGAAAUCUCGAUCCGGUUCGUCGCUUGCCCGAGGAAGCUUGAGUUCGCAAAGGGAGCAGUCAACAUCAUCGAUUUCACGGCCACCCUCUCGUUCUACAUAGACUUAGCGAUGCAAAGGUUUGCGUCCCACCUGGAGAACGCAGACAUUCUGGAAUUCUUCAGCAUCAUUCGUAUCAUGAGACUAUUCAAGCUGACUCGCCACUCAGCAGGCCUCAAGAUCCUCAUCCAGACGUUCAAGGCCAGUGCCGGCGAGUUGAUACUUCUGGUGUUCUUCCUGAUCCUGGGCAUCGUGAUUUUCGCCUCGCUCAUCUACUACGCGGAACGCAUCCAGGCCAACCCCAACAACGAUUUCACGAGCAUUCCUCUCGGACUCUGGUGGGCCCUGGUCACCAUGACCACCGUCGGAUAUGGGGAUAUGGUCCCCAAGACAUAUGCCGGAAUGUUUGUCGGUGCGCUCUGUGCACUCGCUGGUGUGCUGACCAUCGCACUGCCCGUGCCAGUCAUCGUGUCGAACUUUGCCAUGUUCUACUCACACACUCAGGCGCGGGCCAAACUGCCAAAGAAGAGAAGGCGAGUGCUUCCAGUGGAACAGCCGCGUGGUUUGAGGGGCAGGGGGGUUCCUGGACCUCCUGGGGCAGAGAGGAGAGUAAAUGCUCUAAAAGAAAAUCACCCCAAAGACAUGCUCACGCCAAGGCUCGGUCAGAAAGAGGAAGUGAUGCCCAUGCUGAACCACAGUCGCGACGACGCCCCUGCAGCCCCUCCGGUCCGCAACCGCCGCCAGAGUGCCAUCGAUAGGGCGGCCCGGCUCAUAGACAUGCACCACAGCAUCCUUCAUGUUUCUGCAGACACCAAUGCCGGAGAAAUGACAAAAUCUCCAGAGAGAAAGGAAUUCCAUGAAAACUCCUCGGCGAGUCCUCGGAACAGUUUGAGCCCGAAGCCCGAAGGUCAGACGGCCAACUCUCCCAGUUCCGGCAACAACAAAGUCGAAUCGUAA
Molecule: messenger RNA, 1719 nt
Organism: Uloborus diversus
Lineage: Eukaryota; Metazoa; Arthropoda; Arachnida; Araneae; Uloboridae
Product: potassium voltage-gated channel protein Shaw-like
Exons: 7
Coding region: 1-1719 (572 amino acids)
Biological process (GO): protein homooligomerization; potassium ion transmembrane transport
Cellular component (GO): axon; voltage-gated potassium channel complex; dendrite membrane
Molecular function (GO): delayed rectifier potassium channel activity; protein binding
Source: RefSeq, a predicted model, not a curated record